Cryptomeria japonica (Japanese cedar) is the source of this 1731-nucleotide messenger RNA. Its product is annotated as G-type lectin S-receptor-like serine/threonine-protein kinase At4g27290. The coding region runs from base 1 to 1731 and encodes 576 amino acids. The record is from RefSeq and is a predicted model, not a curated record. Gene Ontology annotation, molecular function: ATP binding; protein kinase activity. The transcript is spliced from 3 exons. Gene Ontology annotation, biological process: protein phosphorylation. Lineage: Eukaryota; Viridiplantae; Streptophyta; Pinopsida; Cupressales; Cupressaceae.
AUGAAUGGAAUCUCCAAAACCAGUGUUUUUCUUGCAGUUUUAGUUUCAGGUUUCCUCCCCAUCUCAACUUGGGCGGAGACAAGAAAACUUCUUGAUUGCUCUACUUCAUCUGCUAUCAAUUGUUCUUCUUUCAUUUAUCUUCGUGAUGUUUCUGAACCCACCAUAAUUGUAGCAUCCAGGCUCAAUAUUUCUCCCCUUGACAUCAGGCCCUUUAGUGGUCCUGAUUAUUUGGCCGAAAUUCCUUGCUCUUGCUCCAUUUUUUUGGGUAAUCUGGUAUUCUCUUACAGAGUGAAUUAUACAGUGCAACCUUCUGAUGAGGGUUUAACGUCAGGAAAUAUUUCUGACAAGUAUUUUAGCCAGACUGCAUUGACUGAUAAUCAAUUCACAAACUUAAAAGAAGGGGAUAAGGUGGAGUUAGCUGUGGCUUGUGGAUGUCCUAUUCCUGGAUGGCACUCAAUUAUUUCUUAUGCAGUUGAAGAAAUUCAUUGGCCUUAUCUAAUAGCUCAAAAAUUUGACAGCGACACAGACACUAUCGUACAGCUCAACGAUAUACCGAUUGAUGACAUGAGAAUAUCAAACUCGGUACUCUUUAUCCCAUAUCAACGAAAGGAAAAUCCCCAUUACGGAAGACUAGUACUAAAAGUUUCUGUUUCGCUGGCUGGGUCGGUCCUACUGCUACUGUUCUUGAUAAUUAUUUUCUACUAUGGCUACCGCAAAAGGAGUUCCUCUUUAAUAGAGCCUUCAACAUAUGUAGACAAUGGACAAGCUGAGUAUUGGGAAGAAGAGUCAAAAGAAGGAGAAGAGUUGGAGGCAGGUCUAUCUUCCUUGACAAAUCUUACAGACGAAGAGAUAAUUCAAAUGAAAGGAUCUUGUAAUCAGUGUUACAAAAUUGGGCAAGGAAGCUUUGGAAAAGUGUACAGGGGCAAUCUGAAAGAGAAAGAUGUGGCUAUAAAGAAAAUAGAGCGUAGAAGCAGAGACAGCAAAAGAUUAGUUGAGAAUGAAGUGAAACUUCUCCAUGGGAAGGAACACAAAAAUCUAGUCAAUCUAAUGGCAUGGUCAAUUGAAGAAAAUACAUUUUAUUUGGUGUAUGAAUAUGUUAAUGGAUGCACUCUGGAUGAAUACUUGAGAGAAAAUUGUUCAAUCCCUUCUCUGAGUUGGAAACAAUGUCUUAGGGUAAUAGCAAGUAUUGCUGAGGGAAUAGAAUUUUUACAUCUUAACAAAAUCAUACAUGUUGACAUAAAACCUCAGAAUCUAAUGCUUGACAUCAGGGCUUAUGAGGCAAAAAUUAUAGAUUUUGGGUUUUCAAGGCAUGUCGACUGGGAAGGCAGCCACAAGUCCACCGAGAGAAUAGCAGGUACUAGAGGAUAUUGGUCUCCAGAGUAUUGCUUGAACCACAAACUCUCCUACAAGCAUGAUAUUUACAGUUUUGGAAUUGUUGUGUUGGAGGUGAUAACAGGGCAGAGACAUGUUGAUGAUGCACGGGGUUCCAGCCAGUUCCAUAUUCCAGACUACUUACGCUACAUGAUCGCCAACAAUCGUUUUGAACAAGCUUUGGAUGAACGGCUCAAAGGGGAUUGCUUGAAUGAAUCUGAUUUAAUGGAUGCUUUGGCUGUAGCAAAGUUAGCUCUCAAAUGCACUGAGAAGGACAAGGAGGAGAGGCCUGAUAUGGAUUAUGUAAUGAGAGAACUCUGUUCUAUGAGAGAAGAAACUACUGAAAUACACUCUUCUUAG